This is a messenger RNA of Hibiscus syriacus, 597 nucleotides long. Its product is annotated as transcription factor bHLH153-like. Gene Ontology annotation, molecular function: DNA-binding transcription factor activity, RNA polymerase II-specific; protein dimerization activity; RNA polymerase II cis-regulatory region sequence-specific DNA binding. Lineage: Eukaryota; Viridiplantae; Streptophyta; Magnoliopsida; Malvales; Malvaceae. The transcript is spliced from 6 exons. Gene Ontology annotation, biological process: regulation of transcription by RNA polymerase II. The coding region runs from base 1 to 453 and encodes 150 amino acids. Gene Ontology annotation, cellular component: nucleus. The record is from RefSeq and is a predicted model, not a curated record.
AUGCAGACUAUAUGUUCUUGUGAAGAAGGGAUGGAGGUUGGAAAGAUGAUAGAAAACAAAAGGAGUCCUUGCUCUGUCGACCAUAGCAGUCUCGCUUCUUUGGCAUCGAAACGGCAGAAGGCGGAUUUGUCUAUCUCCACAAAGGAUAGAAAAGUGAAGCUCAGUGAACGCAUUGUCGCUCUGCAGCAGCUUGUUUCACCGUACGGAAAGACAGAUACUUCUUCUGUCUUACUGGAGGCAAUGGAAUACAUACAAUUUUUUCACGAACAAGUUAAGGUGUUGAGUGCUUCAUACCUCCAAACAACACCAAGUAAUACGCAGAAUGUAGAGCAUUAUAGCCUGAGAAACCGAGGUUUAUGUCUUGUUCCGAUCUCUUGUACCGUAGGAGUUGCUCAGAGCAACGGUGCCGACAUUUGGGCUCCCAUCAAGACCACAUCUCCUAAAUUCGACUAAAGCCGUCUCACAAUUCAAUUGACGUUUCAUUUCACUGCAAUUGGAAGGCUUUGGGAUACACUAAAUGAGUUCAGUAGGUAACCAACUUAUUAUCCAAUGCACAAAAUUUUCCUGGUUGUAACAAAAACUUAUAUAGGUAAUGAA